AUGUUCCGACGACUUGGGACAUUCUCGAUUACAUUGAGCAUCAGCAUGUGGAAGUGUGUGAUUAUCUUCUCGGCCGUUUUUGUUUUACAAACCGUGAAUGCCGGUUUUCAAAUCUCCAAACUCAAACCCAUGUUCAAAGAAGAUAAUGCUACUAUAAGUGAGCUGUCAACAGCUCUUGGAGCCGCAUUCCCACCAUGUUGCUCUGAUAUCAUUUCUAGCAUUGCCUGUAGACGGCUUCAGCAACACAACCCAUCUAAAUUCCUUGACAGAUGCGCCACCGAUGCUGACUUCUCUCUCAUCCAAUGCUGUAACACAUGCGGAUUGGAAAGUGCCGCUGACCGAUACGAGCUCAUUUUCCAAGCCGGACAUAAAUCCAACCAAUGUUUCGAUCGACACGGUCCAGAAUUCUGUAAGAGAUUUUUGAAGAAGGAAGAUGUUUGGGGAAAAUCUCAAUGGUCUUGCGACGGAUCAACUGCUCAUUUGGCUUUCCGAAUCUGCAGAAAAACGUGCAACUUCUGCCGCAGAGACAUCUACCGUACCCCGCUCGGAAGAUUUGAGCCAGUGUCGUGUGGAAAACCUCCAGUUCUUAUUCCAAUUUAA
This is a messenger RNA of Caenorhabditis briggsae, 600 nucleotides long. Bases 1 to 600 code for a protein of 199 amino acids. The transcript has 4 exons. Lineage: Eukaryota; Metazoa; Nematoda; Chromadorea; Rhabditida; Rhabditidae. The record is from RefSeq and is a predicted model, not a curated record.